This is a messenger RNA of Porites evermanni, 6746 nucleotides long. Lineage: Eukaryota; Metazoa; Cnidaria; Anthozoa; Scleractinia; Poritidae. The record is from the annotation of a GenBank genome assembly.
AUGGGAAGUGAACGCGAGCGACUAGGAACUAAGGAGACAGAGUUCUGCUGUCGUAAUCAAUUAGUCUGGUUACUUUCUUUCCGCAGAGAUCAGCGAAAGAGCAAAACAUUAGACAUUAUAACAGGAUUUCAAGUUCUUGAUGGACAGUACCACGUGUUUGUUUUAGAAGGUCUGGCUAAUGAGGGCAUCAAAAAACUCUGGGAUAAACUACCCAGACCACAGGAAGAAGGUAGGUACAUUGUUAACUCGUUAUGCAUCAAUAUCCACAAAAAAACUCUCCAGACUGAUCUCAGUUCAUUCCACAAAGAAUUACAUGUAGAUAAGAGAAUUUGACAAAGGAUCAAAGCGUUUCCCUCAGGGGAUCAUUUCAUUAAUUCUCAUAACAUUUGCUUUUGAUUAUGUAUGGAUAGUGUUAAGAGGAAAUUGAUGUUGGUCACUCUUGGUACUUCGGGUAAGUUCAAACGGACGCAACAUUGUUGGAAGUUACAUGUUGCGUCCGUUUGCACACCCUGUUGCAUGUUGUUGGGAGUUGUUGGAUGUUUUUGCGCAAAGUUUGAAACCGGUCAAACUUUUUAGCCCCGUGCAAACGGACGCAACAUUGUUGGGAGUCGUUGCGUCCGUUUGCACGUAGCUUUAAACUGUCAAGAAAUAGUACGUGUUUGGUUUGAGGAAUGUCAGUUUGUUUGAAUACCGAAAAGGACUCUCGUUCAUUAAAAUUAAAAGAUGUGUUGGUAUUCGUUAUCGUAUUUGGUGUUUAUGCCUAUUAUUAAAAAAAGUACAUUAUUAUUCUCUACAGGGACAAUGGGUAUUCGCGGGAAAUGCUUUAAGUGGCAAUGUAACGAUCGGUUUGGUAUUGUUUGGGCCGGGAUAAAUCGGCCAAGAAACAUUUUUUUAUUUGCUCUCACCUUCGGGAAGGAAUUGCUAUCUUUCUCUCGCCAUGCAGAAUUUGUUGUUGCUGCUGUGUUGUGUUUUGUUGUUGUUGUUUUUGUGCAUCAGCUAGUGUAUUUUUGUACAUGCAGUUCUAGCAUAGUUCACACAACACCUUACAAGAAUAGAAGUCUCAGCGUUCCUUUUGCAUGUUAUUAAGCGUUUUACUUCAUUUUUUUGCUUUUGCUUUAGAUAUCACCAAGUUCAAUGUCCUUUACAAUUCUGCUCUCCGGUUUCACGAGCGGUUGUACGCAGCGCUCGACGUGGACUUGUGCCGAGUAAGACUUCACGAGCCACUUGAGGUCAUAGUUCAAAAUCCACUGCUGUACGUCAGGGAUCUGGUACCGAAACCUUGCUUUGAGGCAUUGGCCAAACUCGACCAGGUAAGGUCUGGGAAAAAAACGGACUAUUGAACACUGGGAGACUUGAUAUUGUCGCGAAAUACUUACUUAAUUCUUCAUACACUAUUAUAUAGUAACUACAAUAACAUUAUAAAAUAACCACCAAUGAAAUACCAGGUAAGCUGUCGCGCGAAAACAUGAUUAUCUUUACAUGUGAAAAUAACAUGUCAUCUUCACACGCCAACCAUUGCUAUAACAACACAACAAAUCGCACCUUUUACAACAAAAGAACUAUUGAAUUGAAAAGGUUUGGUAUUUCAUUGGUGUUUAUAUAAUACAUAGCGCGCGAACGAGUGAAAUAUUUUUCAACACGAGAAGAGAAAUUUCGUAUCUCUGCGUGGCCAUGUAAUUUCCUCAGCAACUGGAUUGCUUUGACAAUGUUUCAUUGGUAAUGGGCAUUGCGCUUGUGGGCAGACGGAACUCAUUGCAAUGAUUUCCUUGAGUGACCGCCAAACAAUAGCUUUCCUGUCGAUAAUUGCAGGACACACGAAUUGCUACCUCCACACGGAUCCGGAAAUCGCAUACCUUUUUCUACAAGAAUCGGCCUUCCGUUCACACAAAACCAAUGAAUCCAGUCACCGAAACCGCGUUGUUUUCAAACCGCUCUCCAGAGCGGUUUAAGUUCCCUUCCACAUAAUCUCCUUCGCAGCUAUUAUUAAGGUCGUCACGCAACGCUCCUAGGGCGUGAUGAACCUAAAAGAGACUACCGUCCACACGAAUCAGGAUAGAAAAUAUGCGGUUUAAAAAAUGUCCGAAUUCGAGUGGACAUGGCCUCAGUUUGUGGUAAUGAGAUCCGUUACACUACAGUCUUUAAAAUCACUAAAUUACAUCAAUUACUUUACUCUCUUAAACACCCCUUAAUGCGGGAAGUUUCCUCAGUUCCUAACUAGACGUUAUCACUGUUCGACCGCAUUUCGAAGGUCCUCUCUCUUAAGAUGACGCUGGGAACAAGUUUAUUGUCAGUGUUGUUGCUUAACAGCCACCGCCACAUAUUUCUUGCAGAUGUUAAGAGUCACGAAACUCCGAGAGGUGACUCGUAACGACUUAUUUCCUUCAGCUGACAUGAUUGUGUCUAUGAGCCGAGAGUUUGGAGUGCCGCUGACUGCAGAGGAUUUCGGAGGUAGGUUCUUGUAAAUCUCCAGCAGUAGUUGUGCUUAUCUACUGGCGUUGACAGAAGUCGAUGAGGAGCAAAAAGGGCUGCUGCACUUCUCGCGGCUUUUCAGUCACCUUGCAAAAGCAAAAGAAAGGAAGUGAAAAAGUCAACAAGCUUAAGCUGGGGUUUCUUGAAAUUAAUUUUCUUCUCUCACAGUUUCUCAGAAGUCGCGAUAUAAGAAAAUAUCAUGGUUAAAGACACAUGUAGGCAUAUCUCUAUAUAUAGAUUUGUGGUCAUACCUUCAUAACAUCAUGUGUAAUUCUUCUAAGGAGCAUGUGUGUUAUAAAACCUCUACUUGCAAGAAUUAUGUAGUCAGUCAUAAAAGAUGGGUUACCAGUGCUGACGUUUAGCGCAUUAAACACUUGCAAGUCGCUCUCCUUUCUAGCUCUCGUUAUAUGGUUAGAAACAGAGACCGCAAAGUGUAGUAGGAAGGAUAAAAAUAAAAAGCGUCUAACAACCUCCUCAAAAGCAAUCUUUCCUUUCAACGCCCAGCCUACGAACUGCAAACGUAUUUCCGGUCGUCGCUUCUCUCCCUCCGACGACCGGAAAUACGUCUGUAGUUCGCAGGCUAUUCAACGCCAGCUGCCACGGCUGGUGGCCGACGCGCGGCAUGUAACAACAAAGGUGAAGGCCCGGGAACGUGUGGGCACGAAAGAUCUCAUUUAAACUGCUCUUGUUCUAAUUUUCUUGCUAUACGACCUUGUUACUCAAUUUAUUAUUUUACAUCCUGGUUUCCAGACUUUGUGUAUCUCAGUCUGUUUUUCUCCAUUCUUCCUUAGUGGCGAAGAGGUCUUUCAUCUUCAGAGUGACAAAGUUGCACUGUCAUCACUUAAAGUCUCUGAUUUCUUCUUCCUUGGAAGUACACUCAAAGAACGUUUUAAGGUCUGAAGUGGGUCAUUCUGUACUUUUCCUGUACACUUUUGCAAGUAACCCUCUAUAGUUCUUCCGUUUCCCUGCGCUGCAUGAUGCUGAUGUGUGGUGGUGGUGUCUUUUCCUUCUUAAUCUUCCUGAAAUUUUUUUCAGGACAUUUCCAACGGCCUGCGCACCUUGCUAAAAUCUGUUUGUCCUUGCUGUAUCCUUUUCCCACUUCGCUGCUGACACCGACAAAUUAUUUCACUUACUUGAGUUCUCAGUAUUUUGGGCGUGAGCUCUCCUUGUGUUGCUGUGAUUUCUUGGUUGGUUUUGCUGUGAGCUGUCGUUGUGUUGCCGUAUUAAAGUUCAGAGUUAUUUUUGUGUUUUCGUGAUUUUUCGGUGUUUUUUCGGGAUCACUCGUUGCGUUUCUGUGAGUUCUCAAUAUUUUGCCUCGAUCUCUCCUUGUGUUGCUGUGAUUUCUUGGUUGGUUUCGCUGUGAGCUCUUAUAGUGUUUCGCUUUGAGUUGACUUUUUGUUUUCGUGAGUUUUCUGUGUUUCGGUGUUCCUGAUUACUCGUUGCAUUUCUGUGAUUUCUCGGUAUAUUGCCGUGAGCACUCGUUCUAUUUCGUUCUGUUUCUAUCUUCCGUGAAUUGUGGUUGUGCUAUAUGCAGUAUAUUUAAAUGUGCUUGUAUAAGCCACCGUGCCAUACCAUUUCAAAACUGUUUAAACAGUAUAACACAGCGUUGACAAAUAUUGCUCUUUUCUGCCGUCUAGAACUAGAGUCCAGUAAUGGAUCCGAAAUAGAAGCGGCUGGUACAGGCAACCGGCUGGAGGACCCUAGACCCAAGACAACUCGGCCGUGGACACCCUUGUCCCUAUACAACACUGAUUAUGUUGCACUUCUUAAGGAAAGAGAGGGUCAACUGGUUAAACAUGACUUCGUCAAAGAGAAUAUUGUAAGUAAAACAAAUAUAUAACAUUGCUGAUAAAAAAAGAAAAGAAAAACAUUUUUAUUGGUACGUUUGUUGAUUUGUCAGGCGUAGUUGACGAGCUGGGACUGGGGAGAGAGAAGGUAGAUGGUGGUGUAUCUGAACACGGAAUAGACCUUAUUCACGAUACCCGCCAUCUUUACACGCGCGCUAGGAUUGAUGGGAUAAAAGUAAUGUCACGUGGUAUUUCAGAUUGCAAACAAAAGAUAACAUUUGCCAAUGCGAGAAAUCGCGGUCGACUUUGUUUAUUCUCUUAAAAUGAAACGACGAGUAAAUAGUCAUGCAAAAUGCACGGUUUGAGUUUCGACAAAAUUGACGUCAUUAUUGCUUGCUGUAAGGACGUCUACAGUCGCUACUGCAUCCAAACAAGUAAAAAUGAUCACUCUCAACCAUAAUUUGCCAUUAUCGUCUUUAAUAUAAAAAGUUGUCCAUUUUCUGUUGUCAAGAAUAAACAACUCGACCGCGAUUUGUAGUUUUGGAAAAAUUUAUCACUUUUUUGCCGCCUGAGAAACCACGUGACAUCGCUUUUAUCCCAUCAGUCCUUAAGCGCGUGCCUUCUUCCCCAAAUACCGCGCGUCUUAUUUUCGCUAAGCUUGUUUUCACGACAUCCCUACUAUCUGAGCGCCUGGUGCAUUCUACAGUAUUUGGACUUGCGUUUGAUACUGUCUGGUAUUGCGGAUUGUAAUGACCUAUCUUUUCAAAUUCUUUUUACUUUAGAUGAGGACUCGUACAACAGAACCUAAAAGAAGACCGCACACUAUUGCUGUAGACAUGACUGAUCUUCAUCAAUACACUGCGCAUAACUACAGCAUACAGACCCUGAACUCUACUGAACUGGCCAAAGAAAAGCUAAGAGAAGUCCUAGCCAGGGUAUGUAAUUAAUUGACACCCGUUGUGCGCUACCCUUCCAUCACUAUAUGUUGUUUGGUUAUCCGUUCUUGGCGCCGGUUGAUUUUUCCCGCGUUUUUCUCCUGUCUUCGAUCAUUACCACCUAUUUCUCGGUUACCUUUGUCGUCAUCCAUAUGUCUGUACUUAAAUAAAUCAUGGGUAACGGUCAAUCACAGGGUGCGUAAAAUUCACCACAUUCUAUAAAAAAAGAAUUUAUGCUCGCACUCGAAAAAGGCAGUUUAACGAGAGAAAAUAAGUUUGACUAGUCCAGAAGUUUGGGCUCUGGCUACUUCGGCUCGCAAGGUGUAAACUUGGUAUUGUCGCUUGAAUAAGCUAAUUUUACUUAUUCCUUCGUAGGAGAAAGAUAGACGUUUUACCUACUGCCCUUUAUACAACUCUGCUACAGUUCUCCCCAUUCACCCAGAGACUGUAAAGAAACGAGAACUUACAGACUCCAAAGCACUCUGGAGAACUAAUAAAGGAUUUAUAUUCCCUGGAAAAAAGACCUCGAUGAUCUCAAACGUACACCCUAAGAAAGCUGACUCAGCUCGGGUGGACGAACUUAAUAAGGUACGAAGAUUGUCCGCUACCUGGACCACAAUUUACCCAACAGGCCUAAUCGUAGUAAUAGUGAGUUUAGGUAACAGGACGGCAGAAAGAAGAGGACGGCAAAACGCUUGUGUUUGACAACUUGACAUGGUUAUUACUUGCGCGUUUUGUUGUGUUCUUUACUUCCCAUUAAUACUUUCUGGUCUUUAUAAUAAGAUCUGUUAAAAAUAGGGUGAAGAUUGGCGGAAAGUUUUUUAAAACAAAAUUAUUGUCACGCUUGUCACACAAGGUUUGUCGUCUUCUUCCUCUCCCAUUCUGUUUCGCAAUUUCACGAAUAUACCUCAAGAGUUUCAAUAAACUCGAAGAUCUUGGGGAGUCCUUGCCUUUUUUACACUUUCUUUUGAUGUGGAAUAAGUUAUGAGUGUUAAGAAAUCAAUAUGCUGGCACUUUCUCGCCUUUUCAAAAGGAAAAGCUAAAUUAAAACUAGAGCAACGUUUUGAUGAAUGAAGAAAAAAGAAAGUAAAAGAAAACUUCACACGCAAUCUAUCUUUUUUAUUUCAGGUGUACUUAAACCUAGUUUCCCACGCAGAAUAAUUAGGAUUGAUUAACAUGCUUCGCUUUUCUCAAAGCUUAGAAGCCGCAAGUUCGCUAAGUCGGUUUUAAGGAUGGUUUUCAAGUCACUUGAAACUUUCUUGAAUCGUUUCAACUUUCCGACUUUAAUGGAAUGCAAAGUAAGGUUACUUGAGAUUUUAGUUAGGCCUUUACACGUAUUUUUUAGUUAAGUAAAACUUAGCAGCUCUUAAGUCUUACUUAACAGCCUAGUGUAAAGACAACCAAUGAUAGUAUUACUAGUUAAAAUUUAAAUUUAAAUUUCGUCAACGGUUUAACGGAUGAUAGGAUUAACAUGUCUUUUCCUCUCUUUUCUUCUCAGCCAUGGAAAGAAAAUAUUUUGCACGCCAACAUUUUGAAGCCUACAGUAGAUAGGUAA